AUGGGGUGCUUCACCUUUAUCAAGGUCAUGAUGAUCCUCUUCAACCUGGCCAUAUUCCUCGGUGGUGGGACCCUCCUUGGAGUUGGCAUCUGGGUCACAACAGACAGAGAUUCUUUCCUGGAUGUAUUUGGGGUACUCUCCUCUACUGUCAUGCAGGUUGUGAAUGUAGGCUACUUCCUCAUUGUCAUCGGUGCCAUUCUGCUCGUGAUUGGCUUCCUCGGGUGCUAUGGUGCCCAGAAGGAGAGCAAGUGUCUCCUGAUGAUGUUCUUUUCAGUGGUGCUGAUCAUCUUCAUAGCUGAAGUUGCUGCUGCUGUGGUGGCUCUGGUCUACACAGGUCUUGCUGAGACACUGCUGUCAGCUGUGUUGACUCCUGUCCUCAAGGAGAAGUAUGGGGUGGAUGGCCCUUUCACAGAAAUAUGGAAUAUCACUAUGGAGAAGGUCCAUUGCUGUGGCCUGAAUAACUACACAGACUUCAACAACACCUACUGGCACGAUCAAACCGGAACCUACCCAGAGCCCUGCUGUGGGAACGUGAAGCCCUGCAACGCCACGCUCGCUGCACACAGCAAUGUCACGGGUUGCUUUGAUCAGAUUGUGGAAGAAAUCAGGACUAAUGCAGGUGUAGUGGGUGGUGUGGCAGCUGGCAUCGCUGCCUUGGAGAUUGCAUCGAUGGCGGUUUCCAUGUACCUGUACUGCCGGCUGGAUCGGAAAUGA
Molecule: messenger RNA, 714 nt
Organism: Indicator indicator
Lineage: Eukaryota; Metazoa; Chordata; Aves; Piciformes; Indicatoridae
Gene: TSPAN1
Product: tetraspanin 1
Exons: 7
Coding region: 1-714 (237 amino acids)
Cellular component (GO): membrane
Source: RefSeq, a predicted model, not a curated record